AUGGCCGAGGACGCGCCCACGCCGUCGGUGCCGAGGGAAGACGAACCCAAGGCGGCGGAACCUUCGGCGGAGGACUCGAACGAGCGCGGGGAGAGCGUCAAGGCGUACUUGGAGGAGACGGUGAGCAAGACGCUGCACGACGGCAUGAUGCGGCUCGCGAACGAGCGCCCGAGCGCGCCGUUGAAGUUUUUGGGGGAGUAUCUGCUCGAGAAAUCGAGAGAGCGCGGUGAGUAG
Ostreococcus tauri is the source of this 234-nucleotide messenger RNA. RefSeq names its product Dpy-30 motif. The record is from RefSeq and is a predicted model, not a curated record. The coding region runs from base 1 to 234 and encodes 77 amino acids. NCBI's taxonomy places the organism in Eukaryota, Viridiplantae, Chlorophyta, Mamiellophyceae, Mamiellales, Bathycoccaceae. The transcript has 2 exons.